This is a messenger RNA of Mugil cephalus (flathead mullet), 4476 nucleotides long. RefSeq names its product solute carrier family 37 member 1 (gene slc37a1). Gene Ontology annotation, molecular function: glucose 6-phosphate:phosphate antiporter activity. Gene Ontology annotation, cellular component: endoplasmic reticulum membrane. The transcript is spliced from 21 exons. Lineage: Eukaryota; Metazoa; Chordata; Actinopteri; Mugiliformes; Mugilidae. The record is from RefSeq and is a predicted model, not a curated record. The coding region runs from base 365 to 1984 and encodes 539 amino acids. Gene Ontology annotation, biological process: glucose-6-phosphate transport; phosphate ion transmembrane transport.
AUGACGUCAGAGUGGCACACAGCUAACACAGCUGUGUGAGCUUGUGUGUGCGCGUAUGCGGCGCGUGGCUGAGUGACAGUCGCUAGCUUCCACACAAGGAAGUGGAGCCUGAAACUGAAGCCAGAAACGCACUCACAGUCGUCGACUUUCUUCACAAGAUAUUUUUCAUCCAGCUUCCCUGAUUUGUGUGCCUGCCGUGUGUCCCCCCCCCCCCCCCCCCCGACGCGGGUGAUGAUGGAGAUGAGCUGAGACGGCGCCACCGCAUCUUCAUGUUCUCCGUCAGCCUCUUCAGCAGGAGGAUUUUUGUAAUGCUGAGCUCAGAUCAGCUGCCUGUUACCGUGAUCAUCCCCUCUCGCAUCCAAACAUGGCCCCUAUUCCACCGGGGAUCCGCUUGCUCGUGUCCUUCAACAGGGAGCAGUGGUACAGAGCUCUCACCUUUAUCCUAACCUUCCUGCUAUACACCAGCUUCCAUCUGUCCAGGAAACCCAUUAGCAUUGUCAAGAGCGAGCUUCAUAAGAACUGCUCUGGCAGCGAACUUGUCACGAGUUCCUUGAGCAGCGGCAUUGGCCAGCAUCCUCCCCCCCAAUCGCUCCACACAGAAAGGGACUGCGGCUGGAAGCCUUUUGAUAAAAGCAACUAUAAACAGCUAUUGGGAUACAUGGACCUCUCUUUCCUUUUUGCCUACGCAGUUGGAAUGUACCUCAGCGGCAUCAUCGGGGAACGCCUGCCCAUUCGGCUGUACCUGACGGUGGGCAUGCUGACCAGUGGCCUUUUCACCUGCCUGUUUGGCCUGGGCUACAUCUACAACAUCCACAGCUUACAAUUCUAUAUAUUUGUCCAGGUGGCCAACGGUUUGGUCCAAACAACUGGCUGGCCCAGUGUAGUGACCUGUAUUGGAAACUGGUUUGGAAAAGGAAGGCGUGGACUAAUCAUGGGGCUGUGGAACUCCCACACCUCAGUUGGAAACAUCCUGGGCUCUUUGAUCGCAGGUUACUGGGUCUCCUCCAACUGGGGCAUGUCCUUCAUUGUACCAGGUCUCAUUAUCGGAGCCAUGGGCGUGGUCUGCUUCCUCUUCCUCAUUGAGCAUCCUAAUGACCUAAAAAGCAUGUACGCUCAAAAUUCAUCUCCAGGCAACAAUGUUCAAGACAAGAGUUGGAAUGGAGUGAGGCACACCGACGUACAGGUGCAGUACAAGGACAACAAUAGCCAGGUCUACUACUAUGACAGUGUUCAAUACAGGAAGAGUUACGACACAGAGCUGCUUCUGCCCAGGGACGAUACGCACGUUGCAGUGAAGUCUGUGGUUGUGAAGAGUGAAUCGGAACCUUCUGCCAUCAGCUUCACAGGAGCACUAAGAAUACCAGGUGUGAUUGAGUUCUCUCUGUGUCUGCUGUUUGCCAAACUGGUCAGCUACACCUUCCUGUUCUGGCUUCCACUAUACAUCACUAAAGCAGCUCACCUGGACGCCAAGAAGGCCGGGGAUCUCUCUACGCUGUUCGAUGUGGGAGGAAUUGUCGGUGGGAUCUUGGCGGGGGUGAUAUCUGAUAAACUGGGGAAGAGAGCCACCACCUGUGCGGUCAUGUUACUGCUGGCUGCUCCUACGCUGUAUGGCUUCUCCAUGAUCAGUGAGUUCGGUCUGAGGCCCACCAUUGGGAUGCUAUUAGUGUGUGGAGGUCUAGUGAACGGACCGUACGCCCUCAUCACAACAGCAGUGUCUGCUGAUCUGGGGACCCACAAGAGUCUGAAAGGCAACGCCAGAGCAUUGUCUACUGUCACUGCCAUCAUUGAUGGCACAGGAUCCGUAGGUGCAGCCCUGGGUCCACUCCUGGCUGGACUGUUAUCUGCGGGGGGCUGGGACCGGGUCUUCUACAUGCUGAUGACUGCUGACUUUCUGGCUCUGGUGCUGUUGCUACGACUGGUUUCCAAGGAGCUGACCUCAUCGAAAGUCCGUCCCAUAUCCAUUGUCGAGUUGAAGGAGCACUAAGCACUUUGAAUGCACUGCCUCCACUGAUGCACAAUGAUUUAAAACCACUUGUCCGAGCCUGAAAUGCCUGUGGAUCUGUCGGCUACUGGACUGUCCUGGACAUGACACGUUAACCAUACAUAAGCACACGGGGACAGACCAGCAUGAGCAUGUGUGCACAAACAUGUUCAGUAGUUGGAUUUGUCCAAGAGUGCCACUACAGGAGAGAUGUAGCUGAGGUUUUUUGGCUGGUGAACCAAACUGAAGAUCGGCACCCUUGAGUUUGGAGCAUUCACCUGCAUUUACUGUACUCUGCAUCAGAACGCACAUGUACUCCCUCCUUAAAUCUUGAACUCAGUUUGAAUUUAGACAAGUGCCAGACAUAUAAAGCUAGCCUUAUCUUUUAAAUGUAUGUUGGGAGUUUAUAUAAACUAGGUGUAGCAACUUUCACAACAGUUUUCUCAUGGACCCUGCUGUAGUUAAUGGCAGAUGCCUUUUAUUCUCAUCCUCUAUCAUUACCACCCAACCACUAAACAUCCUAAAGGACCAUUUUUAAUUAUUGUGUAGCCUAUCAUGAUUUCAAAGGCUUAGACUUCAGUAGGUAAGCCAUAUGUGUACGUGAAUCCCUGUGGACGAUUUGUCGCUGUUAUUGUGUACUGAGGGAUAUGUGACAUUUUUAGUUUUUGCCAGAAACGGUCGUAAUUAUGUGCACCAUUCCCAAAAAUAGCAAUGGGUGAGGACGUGCUGUGUGCCUUCACCGAUUAACUUAAAUGUGGCCCCGUAAGAAUCACUUCAUUUCAGUUGCAGUUGCAAAAAACAAAACAAAAAAAAAAUCCACUGUAAAACAAAGAUAAAACACUUAAAGACUUUUGCACAUUUAAUUUAAAUAUUACGACAACAAUGCCACUGAAAACCAAAGUGACUUCAGAGAAAACCUAUCAUAAGUGUUCAUGGUGAAAUGGUGCACACCUUCCUUCACCUGAAGUGACUCUGGUUAGGUUGCCACCAUAAGACCAGUGGACUACAAAGAGCCUACAAAGCACCACCACAGACGAGGAACACGAAAAAAUGUCCAAAUCAUUAGAUUUACUACACUGUGUCAGAGUUAAUCCUGUAUCAGUGCUCGUACUGGGUUCACUAUACAUGUGGCAUAUAUGGGGCACAAUGACAAAACGCAAGCCUGUACUGAUCAAGAAAAAAAAAUACACAUCCAAGCCUGGCUACAAUAUUUAAAGGACUAUUUAAAGAUUGAACAUUAUGCAUAAAACAAGCAUAAAUUACAAACAUCCCAAUGUAUUAGUUCUUCUUUGGUUUCCAGUGGAAUUGCAUUGUUUUUUAAUGAAAAAAUAUGACGUAAUAGUUUUUCCUCAGAACUUUCGUUCAUCUCAUAGAGAGUAUAACUUUUUUUUUAUUUUCUACAUGUGUUUUUGCCUUGCUGUCAUUUUUAUUGUUCAUGCACAACAUGUCAGUCUGUGCAGUAGCCAGACUAAUAAUGCAAUGAUGAAUGAUGGGGGUGAGGUUCCUCUUCCUUUUUAAUUCCGUGGCCAGUACACAACAGAACGUAGAUGUCCAUGAUUUUAAUGUCCUGUAAAUUAUACACCGGCCCAAUAUUUCUUUCUCCAACCCGCCAACAACAGCACUGGCAUCAGCCGCGAGUGUUUUCCUGUGACAUGGCAGCCCCAGAUGAAGGGUUUCUUUCUAUUACUGCACAACACUGCACGGAAGUUGCUGUUUCAGUGUCACCUUUGCCUUAAUGAACCAAAGAGAUUAAGGGAUAAUUGUGUAAUUUAAAUAUGUGACUUCUUCUUGGGGGGGGAAAAACUUUUAUUUAUUUGUUAUGGUUCUGUGGUGGUUUUGAAUAUUUUCAUUUUGUUAUAAAAUGAAGGCAUCAAAUGUGUAUAUUCUUAUAUAUAUCUAUAUAUAAAAAGAAACUCCAGACGGUAAUGUUUUAUCCUGUGUGUGGGUUGGUUUUUGAGAUGAUAUGAAUGUAAAGUCCUUGUCAGAUUACAUGACCAACCCAUCAAACCUUGGGAUCGUAUUUUACAGUGCAAUGGAACAAGGUUAAUAGAAGUAGUAGUUGAAAUAAUGGCUAGUAGUAACAACAUUAUAACUUGGAGAAAAAAAAUAUUUUUUUCCCCAAUUGGUGACAUAAAAAACAUAAAAACAUAAAAAAAAGAAAAAUCAACUCACUGAAAAUGUUAAAAUUCACGUUCUGUGAUUUAUUUUGUUGAAUAUUUAUUGCAUUUCAUUAAUUUAUUGUCUAUCAACAGAAUAGAGAAACUGUAGUGAAUCUGUUCAUAGAAACAUAUAUUUUUAAACUAUGGGAUCAUUUCUUUUCACGGUGGUGGGAAAAAAUAAACUAAAUUAAAACAGAGAGGUACCACACUGCUGGGCAGUUGAUUUCAGGGCAGAAAAUAUAGGAAAUGAAAAUGAAAAUUGCAAAUUAACUCGGUCUGUGGUUGAUUGAUGCUGAAAGCAUUCCUGGAAUAAAUAAAACUCUAGUGGGAGCUUGA